AUGGCCAUCGCGGAACGCACGGAACGCGUAAUCGAAGUCCUUGACUCCGAAGACGAGCCGUUCACCUCUUCGCCUGAGGCGCCGCUGAACAGUGCCGUUAGCCAACUCGAUGGGACAGUUGGCGAGCCGCCGCAGGACGCUCCAGCGCGAGCGGGCAGCUCUGUCAAUCGGACCGAAGAUAGCCAUGCAUACAAAGUUGCAGAGCACGAUGAACAGCCAGUCGCGUUGAGCGACACUCAAUCAAAUGAAAACAUUGCAAGAACUAACCCCCAGUGUGACGCGCUUCAAGAGAACACCACUGAUCUCAACCUUCCUCACCAACACGGCCCUUCGCUUACUGACACAUGCGGCUCUUCUAACUGGCAUUCAAGUGUGCCCACCGAUCUGUCUUCCCUGCAGAUCUCAAAAUCACCAGAACCAGCAUCUGGCGGCAACGUGAAGGGGCCGAUUACCGAGACUGAGGAGAGCAACUUCCAUCCCACUGUCGAAACAUCGAACGCAACAUCGGAUGCAAGUUAUGCCAACCAACAUACCCUUGCCGCUGACACUCAGCUAUUGAACGACGAUGAACCGUCUGUCUUAUCUAGUAUGAAAAACACCGUCGAAUCUGCAUCACUUGAAGCCGCGCAUACAGUCUCAACACUAGAAGGUGGCCUGCCGACUAUAAAGCUCGCAGAGCAUGGCGAGGCAGGCCUGCUGCAUUUGGAAGGAGAGCCCCUUCUACAGGAUCAUCAAGCUGAGAGAUCUCAGUCUAGUCCACGUGCCGGAGAAAACGCCCAGAGGGACAGCACUGACCCUUACGAUGUUGAUUUCCGCGGCUGUUCGUUGCCACCUAGCCUCACUCCGGGUGAUAUUUCGAGUUCUGCGAAUGAGCGCCUUCUUAAGCGAUCGACCACCACAGAAAGAGCUUUUCCUAUCACAAGGAGGGUACCGUACAAAGACUCGGAACACACCGAAAUGCCGCAGAUGCCCAGAUCAGCCAAAGAAGAGGAAAACAUCCAGCCAAUAAUAUCACCCACAAAGGAUCCAAGCAUUUUCAUCCGUAACGUCACUAUGGAGCACCCCGAUCCUGACGUGUCUAUGGAUGUCGUUCAGCUGCCUCUAAAACGUAAGCAGCAGCAGGUUGGAAGCAUUGGAGAAGAUAACGAAGUUACUGCGGAUCUUGCACCGGCCCUGGAUUCGACGAUCCAAUCGGCUCACCAACUCGACGCAAAAGUCAGUGAAGCUCCGAAUAACACUCAUUUGAACGCGAGCUUGUCAACAGUCGAUGCACCACUCGAAGAGGCAAGUGCCAUUCUGCAUGAAUUAAGUGAAACUCAAGAUGUUGCCGAGACACAGUUGAGAGAUCGGAAAGGGAACGAGAGUAUGGGAGUGGGAAGGAGGCCUGACCCUUCGAUGGUAGCUGAAACUUCUCGUGCGGAAUCAAUUCCAGGAUACAGUCUGGACUCAAUUACGCAAACUUCUUCAUUCGCAGCCUCGAUCACCGAAGACACGCAACCAAUCAUAGCGAAGAGCGCACAAGAAAUCACUCUCGAGGAAUUGAGGGCAAAGCGAGCUGCUCUCAUCUCAUCCCUUGCUGCUUUGCCUGUCAUUCGAGACCUCAUCGCAAGUACCGAGUCUCUGCAUACGAGCUCUCAAUCAUCCAAUUCAGAACCCACCGACAGUGAUGUCAUGGCUGCCGCGCAUAAAAUCAACAAAAAGCAUAUCAAGCUCUUGCAUGAGUACAAUGAGAUGAAGGACGUUGGCCAGGGUUUGAUGGGUCUCAUCGCAGAUCAGCGUGGCGUGAGGAUUGUGGAGGUGCAAGACGACUUCGGUGUUGAUGCUAAAGAUUGA
Messenger RNA from Didymosphaeria variabile, 1833 nucleotides. RefSeq lists its product as uncharacterized. The record is from RefSeq and is a predicted model, not a curated record. The transcript has a single exon. Gene Ontology annotation, biological process: meiotic joint molecule formation; double-strand break repair via homologous recombination; meiotic DNA recombinase assembly involved in reciprocal meiotic recombination. Gene Ontology annotation, cellular component: Swi5-Sfr1 complex; Swi5-Swi2 complex. Bases 1 to 1833 code for a protein of 610 amino acids. NCBI's taxonomy places the organism in Eukaryota, Fungi, Ascomycota, Dothideomycetes, Pleosporales, Didymosphaeriaceae.